AUGAUGUCUGAUUUAACACCAAUAUUCCGUAAGUAUGUUGCUGUUAUCGAUGAUGCUAGAAAUGAGCAAAAUGGUAUAGAUGAUCAUGUUGAAAGGAAACAAGAGGACUUCGGGAAUUCUAAUGAAACGUGUGAAAUGUUUAGGGAUUCGUUUAUUAAGGAAUGUGCAAGACUAUUGAAGUUCCUAGUCGAAUUAAACAAGGUAAUAAAACAGAUUGAAAAAAACUAUUUAGAUGACUUUAAUAUGAGUGAUGCGGAAAAGGACGAGUUUGACAUGGAAUGCAGGCUGCAAAUUCAACAAUAUUUCAAAAAGUUUGAAUUCCUAGAGAAUUACGAAAUGGAAAGGCAUAAUUUGUCGCUGAAAAGAUUUCAGUCAAAGUCUCACAGAUGGUCAAAAAUACUUUCCAAUAAAAACGACAACACUAAGCAUGUGAUACAUCCGCAAGACAUUGAAAAUGGAGUUUAUGAAUUUAGAUUAGGUGUCCUACGGUGUUUGAAUUUGUGGAUAAAAUAUGUUUCAUCCAAAUUCACUACCAUACAACAGGAAAGAUUGAUAUUAGAAAAUAAAAUGAAUUUCAAUUCAACGCCUAUGCCUACUUUAUCCAACAAUGCGGAUGAUUUCUCUGCAGAUGCAAUAGACAUCUCAGUGUCACAAUCUGCUCCCGUAGAAACUGUACAAGACGAAGUAAAACAUUAUGAAGAGACGAUAUCCAAAUUAACCCAGGAGCAACUACAAGUGUUGGAGACAGAACAUUCGGAACUGCUAAAUCAAAAAAAUGAGCAAUUGAAAAAAGUGGAGACUAUAAACAAAACAAUUUUAGACAUUGUCAAUAUACAGAACGAAUUGUCCAAUCAUUUAACGGUGCAAUCUCAAAAUAUAAACCUAAUGCUGAACAAUCAAGAUGACAUUGAAUUGAAUAUUAAGAAGGGAAAUAAAGAAUUACGUAAAGCGAAACGAGCUGCUGGAAGAACUGCUAAAAUGACCACUUAUGGUGCCAUUAUCAUGGGUGUUUUUAUAUUGUUCCUAGAUUAUGUAGGUUAA
This is a messenger RNA of Saccharomyces cerevisiae S288C, 1041 nucleotides long. It is a transcript of the gene UFE1, whose product is annotated as Ufe1p. Gene Ontology annotation, biological process: vesicle-mediated transport; membrane fusion. Lineage: Eukaryota; Fungi; Ascomycota; Saccharomycetes; Saccharomycetales; Saccharomycetaceae. Gene Ontology annotation, cellular component: cytoplasm; endoplasmic reticulum membrane. The record is from RefSeq and is marked reviewed. Bases 1 to 1041 code for a protein of 346 amino acids. The transcript has a single exon.